Toxoplasma gondii ME49 is the source of this 11243-nucleotide messenger RNA. Its product is annotated as 3'5'-cyclic nucleotide phosphodiesterase domain-containing protein. NCBI's taxonomy places the organism in Eukaryota, Apicomplexa, Conoidasida, Eucoccidiorida, Sarcocystidae. Gene Ontology annotation, molecular function: 3',5'-cyclic-nucleotide phosphodiesterase activity; protein binding. Bases 4111 to 10827 code for a protein of 2238 amino acids. Gene Ontology annotation, biological process: signal transduction. The record is from RefSeq and is a predicted model, not a curated record. The transcript is spliced from 18 exons.
UGCGAGGCUCUUCCGACUUCUACCGCAAGGUCGAAGCCAAUUCCUGCAUGCGUUGAACGGGAAGAAGGGCACGGGAAGGAGACAUUGUCAUCCGUUCCCCCCAGUAGGUUGGGAAAGAAGCGAAAACAAUCUGUGGACGACGGAGGAAACGAAGCGGUUGUGAAGGGCAGAACAAUGGGGGGGUAGAACAGACGCGAAAAGUGCCAUGAGAAAACGCCCAAGCUUCGUCGGCGUCUACGCUGUCGUGCACACUGUGUGAAUCGAGAGCAAGGACCGGAGGCCAACGGGGGGCCCCUCGAAUUUACGGUUGCCGUUCCACACUUCUUCAAAUUGCAGGGACCGAGCGGGAAGUCUCAGGCAACAGAAAAAAGGCCAGGCGAUUUGGGUGGCACUGGAGAGCGAGGAAAUGGUGAUUCUUCCGACCUCAUAUACACAAGCACAUCCACGAGAGCCGUUUAUCUCGGUUGCUGGUACAGCGGGGGGGACUCAAUUACGAAUCGAUUUGCGGAUGGAGACAAGGAACGGAAAGAAUCGGGAAACAGGUGAAGGAAAAAGACAGAGGAGGUGCGGAAGAGCAGGGAAGAACGACGGGAACGGUUAUUUACCUAUCGCACCUUCGGGAUAAAAGCCCGAUACAUUAUAUGGGUCCCGUGGCUUCUGAUACUUUGAGCUCAUACUGACGGCGAUUAGGGAUGAGGCACGAGGCACCAAUUAGGAAAAAGGGUCUGAAACAACCAGGCAAGAAGAAACUGAGACGCAGAUACACCAGCUUGAUUUCGUUUCAGCAGCAUCUGCCACUCUUCGAACGUGAGAUUCGUGGACGUCGCCUCUCGUAAUCCUCCCGCAGAAAACUUGAAAAGCUUUGCCAGCACUAUCGACAGAUUCGCUCGCGCAAGCGCAACCCAGGUCGUUCAUUCCAGUCAUCUACAUCUGUUGUCGUGUACAGCUAUGGGACCCAGCAAAGGAGAGAUCUGCAGCUUGGAGACUUCUGCGACCUCACAACUAUUAUUUGUGUAUUGGCACAGCCUGCGUGCGAAUGGUAGACGAAGGUAUUCAACUUAAAGCACAUGCACAGACACACCAUGGAGAAUCUUCUCCGAACAUGUUCCAGUGUUGUGUCUGCGCUUUGUCGAGGCUCUGGCAGCCAUCCUCUUCCUUGCGGUGUCAGACUUUCAUCCGGUAGAGCUCAUGAACCUAUCUGAAGUCGAAAGAUUCCCUUCAGGCCUACCCAAAGAAAACGACAAUUGUGAGACGGUAGGAGGAGAUGGGUGCUGCUGCUGUGGUGAGAGACUCCACCACCUAACAUCCCGAUUGACCUCGCACGACUUCGCCUUUUGGGAAGGAUAGGAACCCCGGGCAGCCACGUUUCUGCUUGCGGUUAGGUACACACGUUCUUCCAAGAAAAACGCCCUCUCUAAGGACAGCUGAAUAGCGAUACUGCACACCGGGGUCCCCGAACUUGGUUGUGACACUCGACAGCCUAGAACGGAGCGGCUUCCCUGAUACGGACGUCUGUUCUAAAAGUCCCUGCUGUCGAGAAAGGCUUCUGCCGGUGCCAGAAGUCGUGUGGUCUGUACGACGGGCUUCCAUGAGGGCACAUCACCGGAUGAACAGGCCUUUCCAGGAUUUCUUAAGAGACCGUGCAGUUACACAGUCAGAGCAGAAGUUGUCGAGGAAACCGACCGCAGAAAUGAACGAUACUUUCCAUAAUGCUCGAAAGAAGAGUGACUGAAGGUAACUCGAUAGCUGAAAAAUGGGGCAUCUUAUUCAGCAUACGGGUUCGCGCACACGCUUUUCUGUCGAUCUCAUUGGUAUGGGUCCGCUCCUGCUCUCGUUUCCUUGACAUAGAACUCGUUUUUCCCACUAAACAAACAUGCACUUGCGAAUAUUACAAUUUUAGUGAAGGGUUCCUGACACCCCCCAAACCGUCGUGGUGCUCCACUGCCGCCCGACACAGAAUCCAAGCAGAGUUUGACUCAACUAUCGUUUGUCACCGCAGAACCCUGCUCCCGUUCGCCAGCUAGACUUGUCAAGGGUGAAAACUCUGCUUCUGGUAUACUGCCGCGAGGUAACUCUUUCUCAGUCAGGAGUGCAUGAAGAAAACAGAACACCCUAAUUUAAAUCGCCGGCGUGUAUGCGUCUCAUGUGGCUCUCCGGAGAGAUUCCUACUGGAAUCAGCUCGGUAAAAUGCUGACAAAAUGACUCGACCACUGUCGAUUUGAUUUCUUUGGUCCCCUCGAACAAGAGGGAAUCCUUUACAUUUUUGUUACGUUUCCAUCAGAUAAUCUGAAUCCAGCUCACGUGCCGCCUAACUUGAAAAGAACACCCGCGCCUCUGAAACAGGAUUGCUUUUUAUUUCCAACUUCGCUGGAAGACGUUUUACGUUGCUCCGCGCCUGCAACUUUGACGGAAAGGUGAGGGACGAAGAUUACUACCAGAGAGGGAAAAAAACUGUUUUAAAAAAGCCUCUCCAUUCGCUUCCGACGCUCUCUUCGUGGUCGUUAUGCCUCUUUCUCUUAAAGUGUACCUCGUCUGCGGGAACGCAUCAUGUUGAAACAAGUAAACACUGCUACUGAUUGCUCGAGUCACUUUCUCACGCAGAAAUUAACAUAGACGAAGCUGGAGGAAUUGGGGCGAAUGCCAUCUUGUCACCCCAACUGCACAGAGAUAUGAAGAGAAACAACGGUUAUGGGUUCAUCGUGGAGGGGGAGGUUCCUUUCACAUCGUUCGCCAUGUCGUUCGCCUGCUCCCGCUCCUGCAUUUCACGGUCUAGGCCUGAGUACGCUUCCAGAGGGGGGAGGGCCGGAGAAGGAGCUUAUUUGUUAGCGACACGGGGAAGAAAAAGAGCAGUUUUCUGCACGCGAGUUGAGUUGCAAAAGAGGGAAAAGGACGAAUCUAGCCAAGCGCUCUCGUUCAGGUUUAGCGUUCACUUUCCCCCUCGCAGGCCACGUUUUUGGUGGGUCAAACGGCCGCGCGAUGAGCGACACGGCGAGAUCGUUUCUCGACUUCCUUUUAAAAUCUCUUCUCUUUUGCACCGUUUUCGUUUUCGCUGCGUGAGACUCUUGUCUUUAUUCGUACCGCUCCACCUUUCCUGUCUGCCAGUGCCUUUGCUCCGCGCUUUUGAAGGACUCGGCGCCCCGUUGGAGAGAUGCAUCGACCGAGGUAGCUCUCUGGUAAUCUUUGGCCAUGUAUUCGUUGUUCUCGCUGUUUCUUUGUCUCGCGAACAAAGCUGCGAAUGCGGCUGCAUGUGACGGAAAAGAAAAGUGGAGGUGUUAGUCAGAAAGCGGCGGAGAAGGACGCGAACAACCAGGUGCCCGGCGCAAGCCGGGAGCGGCUCGGAAACGACGCAGGGAUCCAGCCGACCGCCUUUGUGAAAUCAGGAAAAACUGCGAGAACGCGUGUCAAGAGGACACGCUUCCAGGUGCUUGGCGAAAUUAAAAGGCAUGUUAGCGAAAGGUUCGAAUCCCUCGUGCUUCAACUUCCGCAUGCCUUGACUGGAACAGCCCCCCGUUGUAUCCUUAGGCAACGAUGGACUGUCGUGAACGUAGAUGUUGCAGAGAGUCGAAGAAAGCGACGAAUCCGUUCUGAGUGUCGUGCUUCGUCGGUUCCAGGUUUGUUUCUCGCCUUUCCUCUCGGACUUUUCCGACCACUUUCACUUUCCAUCUACGCAGCAGGUAGCGGUUCUGUGUAAUGGCAGGCUGCGACGCUAUAGCGGAGCCGCAGGUCCCCCUAACGUUUGUGGCAUGCAGGUGUUUCCAACGACCAGUUUCCUGAGUUUUUUAUUCCUUUCCGACGUGCGUUAUCCGCCAUUGCCGUCGCGCUUUCGAUUUAGAGCCCCUCGGUUCCUCAGCUUGCUUUUCUCAGGUGUGUUCGUGCACUCGACGUAAGCCUCAUGGUUCCCCUUGACCUUUGUAUUCCAUAGUUUUCUUCGCUUGCUGCUCGUCGUCUUUGCCAGUCUCCCCUCGGCACCCUUCAUCCCUUACGUCUCUUGUGUUUUUUCUCCCUUUCAACCGCUUCGCGUCUCGGGGCGAUCCCGGGGGUCGUCCCGGCUUCCCAUUCCGUUUUUCCUUGGCACGCUGUUUUCGGAUCUUUGCGUCCACCUGCGCCACAAUGGCAGAGUUGCCGCCACGCAGGCGACGCUCGUCGCUGAUUCGCCUAGAAGAAAACUGUGAUUCUUUGUCGGGAUUCGGUACUCGUCCUUCUCGCACUGCGCCGGUCCAUGCGGUUUCUCCCCGCGCCUCGCCUCUGCGCGAGGAGGCGGCAGUCUCCCCCACAAAGAACCGCGACCAAGAAGGCCUUUCCCCUCUUCAAGUCUCUCCUUCAACGAACCGCGUCCUAAAUACCCUCUGGGAUCCAGCUGGACGGGAGACCGAACCUUUCGGCGAUCUCGUUGAAAAGGGACGAACGAGAAGGGAGAGGGAAGAGCAAGACCGACGACAGAGCGAAGGCGAAAGGAGGCCUUACAGCACGGGCCGGAAGACACCGGAGGACGGGGGAGACGGGUGCUAUACCGCGCAUGCAGGCUACUCGCCGGGAAGUCUGUUUGCUUCUCCUGGCCUUCCUUUUUACAACGAGCGAGAACAAGAGACACGAAGAAGAGCCUCUAGACGCAUCGGGGCAGCUGGCGUCGACGCGCAGUUCUACGGAUCCAUUGGACAGCAACUCAGAGCUCUCCAGGUCGCGUGCGAUCGGCAGAAGGCUGAGGCACUCCGAGCUCCUGUUGAAGUUGCUUGCAGCGCCGAGGCGUCGAUGAUUUCUUUCGGGCGUUCCGUCGCUGGGACGUUAUCGGCUGCGUUGGGAUGUCCUCUUGUUUUCGUCUGCGCGUAUGAUAAAGAAACAGACGAGCUGUACUGUUGCUUCACAUCUCUUCCUCUUGGACUUCUCUGUCCACCCUCGUCGCCUGACUGCGCUCGUAGCCGGUCGCCGGCUUCGGGGGGCGCACUGGCCCUGGGCGUGGACUCAGAGGAGACAGCUCCGGCAGGCGCAGCGCGGCGUGAUGUGGAGACACUGGUGUCGCGAGAGUCUUCUCUUCAGACGUCUUCCCGCGUCUCCUCGCCCCUGCGUUUGCCGCCUUCGCACUUGGCUCGCGUCCCCUCGGAGACAGCUGCUGAGUGCAUCAGUUCUCACGAUCAUGACUCUUCAGUCGGCGUCUUUGCAGGCGCAUAUCCUCAACUGUCUCCUGCCUUGGUAUCUGUACCUCCUGGCCCGUCUGCUUACCUCUCCUCUCUGCCUGCUCAGCUCCGCCUCGCGUCGGCUAGGCAGAUGGGACUUGUCUCGUCCACGAGGCGCGACAGCAUGCAUGUAGGCGCGUCGCGUCUCGCUGCUGCGCAUGCGCCUGCAGAGACCGAGAGGAUGCAGGAGCUGCUUGAGGCUCCAACAUGGGAAGCGAAGAGAGAGAACGCGGAAGGGGAGGAGAAGAGAACAGAUCCCGAGGCCGUGGAGACGGAAGAAGUGACGAACACUGGAGACGAGGAGGCGAACAGAGGGCAUGAGAAGACGCGGGGGGUGUUGAAUAGAGUAAAGGACAAAUGGAAAGCGCAGAAGGAAACCAAGAAAGAAGGCGCAUCGGGGAGACCAGACAACCGCCAACUCCACGCGAUGGAGGGCGGGACCACGAAGGCCGCUCUCUCCUGCGUUUGGCCAGCAAGAAAAGAGAAGCAGCGAAGCGCAAGCGAACUUCAGCAAAGAGGAAGCAUGAGCAGUGUAGAUCUCGAGGAUGCGGAAGCAGACGGAGGGACUUAUGAGGGUCGUCAGCACACCGAGACAGGAGCGGAAGAAGAGGGCAGUGUUCUCUGCGGCCGUCUAGACAGUGCAGAAGAGGUCCUUGUUCACCAGCUUCAUCAGUUUCUUCGCUGGCGCUUCGUCGACGACCGGCGGGCGUCCAACACCGCGUCAUUCGCUUGGUCUGCGCCUCCGGAGCCUCAGACGGUGUCUCCGCGGAAGGCUGAGAGACAUUCGAUCCCGUGUCCGAGCGGCCGCGUCGCCGCUUCCCGCACCAGCUCUUUGGCUCCGCUGCCUUCGCCGGCCCGUCAGUCUGGCCUGGCGGGGGCGAUGAUGGAGCGUCAUCGAAAAGGUCCGCCUUCGCCCUUUCACAUCCCGCGCUGGGAGUGCGUUGCUCGCGCGACCUCGGUGCAGAGGCUUGAGGCCGAGGACCCAGGGACUCGGACCAGAUGCGGAGAAGGACGAGCAGCCUCAGACUCCCCGAGGAGACAAGCGCGAGUUUGUGAGUCGCCACUCGCCUCGCCGGAGGAGGAGCUGCCGGUGCCUCUUCGGUACGUCAGCGAACCGGUUUCCUGCGAUGACUCAUUCGACUCGAGGUCCUUGGAGGGACCGGAAGUACUCGUCCUCUCCCCCCAUGUGGGAUGCAUUGGCGAACUCUUUCAAAAUGCCAGCGCCAGAACAACGCAAACCUUUCUGUACAACCCUGAGUCGGACGCCAUCAUUUGGCCGCGUGCAGGUUUGCCUCCACCUCCUCCUGCGCGUUCUUUGCCACAGUCUUCCUCUGUACCCUUGGAGACCAAUGCAUGCGGGCGUGGAGUCUCCGGCUCUUCUUCCCCCACUCCGUCCUCUCCCUCUUUGACUUCGUCUUCCGCUUCUUCUGCCGCGGCUUCCUUCGUUUCGAUGCGUGAGCCGGCAGAUCAGCUGGCAGCGCAGGAGUCUGAUUUCCGCGCGAACGAUUUCCAGGAAGGAGCUGGCGUUCUUGAAGGGGCGACCGCGGGCGUUGAGAGGGCCAUAGACGCCGGCUGUGCCUCGUGCUCUCCACUUCGGCUGCUUGUGCGGCAGUUGAGAGAUCAAACAGGCAGCAGGCUCUGGGAGCUAAUGGAGGAGUCUCGCGUUGAUUACUCUUCUCCGUCAGAACGGAAACGCGGACCUGUGGCCGACGGACCCUUCGGUCGCAGGAGCGAGGCGCCGUCGAGUUCUUCGCUCCCGCGGAGUCUCGCACCCCACACGUCUCAUGCCGCCUCUCUUUCCUCGCUGCCCGCGGAAUCGACGCUCCCUCGCUCGGCGCGGAAGUCUCCUUCGUCGUCCUCGUCUUCUGCAGCCAGUGCCGAACGGGCUCCUCGCCGUAGCGCGCCGCCUGUCCCGCGCUCCCCAAGUGUCUCUUUUUCCCUGCCAGAGGCGAAGGAGACAGUCUCCGGAGUCGACGCGGGCGCGGCGGUGCCUGGCGAGCUCGCGACGCGUGCAGCGAGACCGAAUUUCCCCAUGGGCCUCCUCGUCUGCGUCCAGCCUCUCCACGCCGACUGCCAAGGCCAAGAGGAGCUGAUCGACGAAGUUGCCGACCGGAUCGAGCAACUGCUGCUCAGUGUGCUCUACGUCGAGUGGCUGAAGCGCGAAAGAACAAAGAAGGCCCUGCAACUCGAACUUCACCGAUCCGUCUUCCAGGAGGCGCUGAAUCCUAUCAAGACAGUCGAAAGGUUUUUGUCUCUUAUUCACACAACCCUCGGCGUGGAACAGGCUGCGUUCUUCAUCGUCGACGCCCAGAACAAUUCUUUCGUUUGUCUCGGCGGAGCUCUGAAAGCGCGCGGACUGACUCUCCCGUACUCUCACCCGCUUCUGGGGGAGGCAACUCGCCAGGGAGGAAGAAUUGCCAUCUGCAACGACGUUCCUCCGUGUAUGAACGGAGAGUACGACGACCUCGCCCGUAUUCGAACGCAGUCGGCAAUGGUCGUUCCCCUGCUGAAUGCCCAGGGAUUCGUCAAAGGCGUUCUUUUGUUGAUGAAUCGAUCUGCAUGUGCUCUGGCUCACUCCGGAGGGCCGUCUUGUCUCUCGGCUUCUUCGGGGCUCGCUUCGCGGUGCUUCACUCCGCCGUCCACCGCGCCUCCACCGCGACCUCCUCUCAGACACGCGGCCUCGUCGCCUCUCUCUCUCUGUCGCCAUCAGAACUCUGGAGUUUCGUGCUCCUCUUCGCCUGCCCUUUCCGCGUCGCCGUUCUUUCUCCGAUCUGUCCCCCGCGCGCCAUCUUUCCAACUUUGCGGAGCUCUCUCAGAGACUGUCUCUUUCCAAGUGCCGCGCGGCUCUUCUCCGAGGGCGAAGCCGAACCUUCGAGGCCGCUUGGGCUCCAGUGACGAGCCGACCGGAGGCCGCGAAGAACGCGGUCGCACCCGCGGAGACAGAAGGUCCGAACGAGACCGAAGCGGCGCAUGCCUCUGUGCUCUCUGCAGUCCGGCAGCGAGACAGCAGCUGUCUUACGGAGACCAGCUCCUGCAAACUCUGACGGUUCCGAAUGAACUCAAGGUUUUCAGAAAAUUCACGAGAGAAGACGAAGUCUUUCUGCGGUGCAUCCAGUGCGAAAUUCAAAACGCCCUAGGGGGCGCUCUGACAAACGUCUGUGUGGCGGGGAUGACUUUGCUGAAGCCGAUGGUCACGAUGGUCUCGUACGUCGUCGCCGAGCCGGACAGCAGCGUCAUCUUUCGGUCGCAGACAGGUGCCGACCAUGUUCUGGCGGAGAUCAAGACGAUCGUCGAGGAAGACAAGCGGCAGCUUCUCCGUCGUCUUCGUCGCUGUCAGUCUCUGGCGCCCAGCAUGGACGAGCUCGGCAGUCGGUCGCUUCCUUCCUGGUCGUCUUUGACGGACUUGAAGAGGAACGAAGCAGCGGAAAAAAGCCGGAAACCUGGGGACGGCGAGCCGCCAGCGGAGCUCGGGAGGGGCAGAAAUCGAGAGCGCGCCGCGAUUGUCGAGGACUCCAGACUGAGGCCGGUGUCUCCUCCGUUCCACGGUUUUGAGGCGAUGGCGCAGCGCAGAGGCCGCGAAAGGGAGAACGACAGGAGGAGACGGGAGAGAGACACCGGGGGAGCGAAAGACUCGGAAGAAGAGAAACAGAGACGCUCUACGGUCUCAGGUCCUCGCCCCGAUGGCGUCGGCGACGCGUUGGGGGAAAAUUUGCUAGCAACGCGUCUGUCGCCUAUGAGGCCUCUUGGUCCUUUCGGAGAGUCUCCGGGGGACGGCCGGGCGUCGGCGCGAGGGCCUAGCGACGCAGGUCCGUUUUCGUUGCCUUCUUCGUACUCGGUGGACACAGAAGAAGAGUCGCUGUCUUCGCCGGUGUCUCGGCCGAAUCGCUCUGAAGCCGGUGACAGCCCCCCCUUGGUUUCGGGGAUUCGUCGGAAGCGCGAGAAGCCUGGCCUACUGACUCUGCAGAGCAUGGGCGACUUCUGUCGGAGACAGGGCCGCGAGCGCGAGGAAGAAGACGACCGAAGUGUCUCUUCGAGCGCCAACUGGUGGCGAGAAGAAGGGGGGCGAAGCGGGGACUUGACCGGGCGCGGCAACAGCGACGAGAUGCUCCGAGUUUGUUCGGUCUCCUCCGCUGAAGGGAAAGAAGACGGCCAGGAAGAAGAGGGUGAAGGCGGGGGACAAGGAGACGCGAAAACAGACCAAGACGCCCUCGACGGGGCUCACGACCAGGUGCCGGGCCGCAAGGCGAAAAGCCACGCUGAGGCAUCAACGCAUGCGCAUGCAUACAGAAGAAAAGGCCUCGACGGCAGCCGCCAAAUCGCGCGAACGUUCGGCUCCUCUGAAGACCGUUUUUCCCCUGCAUGUUGGAAGGGAUUAAAGAGGCGAAAACGUGCCUCUUCCGUCCCCAGUCUUGUCUUCUCCGCCGCCCUCGAAAAAUGCGAAAGACACAUGAAAGCCAUCCGGAAAGACCUCGUCUUGGCGCAGUUUCGGGGCUGGAAUCUGGACAUUUGGCGGCGCAACAGCAGCGAAAUGGAAAUUUUCUUUUUGCUCGCUCUCGACGAUCUGGGACUGCUGGAGCGGAGAGAGGAGAAGAAACUGCGGCAUUUCUUUGCCAUCAUUCGCGACGGGUAUCACACAGAUAAUCCGUACCACAACUUCUACCACGCUAUCCAUGUGUUCCAGGUCUGCUGGAUGUUUCUCUCCGCCUACGGAUGCCGCAAUAUCCUCAGCCCCAUUGAGCAACUUGGGAUCCUUCUUGCAGCUUUGUGUCACGACGUAGAUCACCCGGGGGUGAACAAUGCCUUCCUUCGAGCGAGUCUCCACCCUCUGUCGAUCAUGUACAACGACAAGUCUGUUUUGGAGAACCACCACGCGGCGUUCGCCAUCCGAACAAUGAUGCAGUUGGGCAUGUACGGCGCAGGGUCGCGAAUCUUUCCGUCGGGCAGUGGCGCUGCGGCGCCCGCGUCUCCAGACGGGAAAUCGGGCUCUUCUGGUUCUCGAUUCGAAGGACGCAUAGUGCCCUCAUUUUCAGAACUGCGAAAGAUCGUGAUUCAAGCGAUCUUCUCCACAGACAUGGAACUGUUCAGACAGCACCACGACGCUAUGAAGCGUCGCGCGCAGAUGAAGACGAACGACCGCGAAGAACUGGAAGGAGAAGACGACCGGAACUUGUUGGUCACGUGUCUGAUCCACUGCGCGGAUAUCUGCAACCCUGUCAUGAGCGAAGGAAGAAACGUUCAGUGGGCCUCCCUGGUUACUCAAGAAUUCAAUGCACAAGUCGACCUCGAAAGACGAUACGGACUCCCCGUGUCUGUCUUCAUGGAUGCCCGCACAGAGCUGCAAAGGACGCAGUCCCAGAUCGGCUUUCUAUCGUUUGUCGUCCUCGACCAAUUUCGCGCCCUCGCCGACCUCAUCCCAGAAGUCUCCGAAUUGGUCGUUCAAGGCGAAAAAAAUCUGGAGAUGUGGCAGAGAGCGCUCGAUACUCUUAAGGCAGCGGCGGAGGCCGAAAAAGCCGGAGAACGGUAUGAAGAUCUUCCGAGCAAUUUUUCGUUCCGACUUAAGGACCUGAAAUUCGUGGAUAUGCGGGGAGUGAAAUGCUUUGGCUUCAUUCAAUGCGAGGAGUUCGACGGCUAUCGACCGCCCAGCUUGGACGUAUAGACGCCAAGGAACGGCGCAAGGUCGGAGCGCGUCAACGAGAAAGAAGAAUGGCAGAUGGAGAGACAGUGUGUGAAAUAAGGCACUGUGUCCUCUGUUCAUAUUUGAUUUCCUCUUUCGGAGACAUGCAGUCAGUGUUUCCCUUGUUAUGUACUUCUUAAACGAUUCUGUUCGGUGAUUUGCGUUCCGCAUUCAGCUCAAAGGCGCAAGGCGCGUUUGAUAAGACAAAUUAUAUGGAGAUCGAUUUCUAAGUGCACAUUCCCGUAACUCAGAAGCUGGAAAAAUGCACGUUGAUCCUCCGGCAGGAACAGUUGUGAACAUUCAGAACUGUCACAAACUGAUUCAUUCAAAUAGGGACUUAACGUGACGGUGUCCCAUGCGCACGCCUAGGCAACGAACGGGCCGACUGAAAGCACGGA